Molecule: messenger RNA, 3274 nt
Organism: Cucumis sativus (cucumber)
Lineage: Eukaryota; Viridiplantae; Streptophyta; Magnoliopsida; Cucurbitales; Cucurbitaceae
Product: homeobox-leucine zipper protein HDG2
Exons: 12
Coding region: 742-2913 (723 amino acids)
Biological process (GO): regulation of DNA-templated transcription
Molecular function (GO): DNA binding; DNA-binding transcription factor activity, RNA polymerase II-specific; lipid binding
Source: RefSeq, a predicted model, not a curated record
AAUCUCCAAAAUUCUCUCUCUGCAAUAACACCCCUUUCCCUCUCCAUUUAAUGCAAUUGCACCCUCUCAAUACGAUCUGCAAUAACUCCUCCCUUUCCCCCUUCCUCUUCCUCUUCCCCUUCUUCUUCUUCAUCUUCAUCUUCUUCAUCUUCUCAAUAUCAAAUAAUAUUCACCAUCUUCUUCUUCUUCAUCUUCUCCUUCAAAAACCCUAGACCUUCCACUACCACAACUUGUACUCAUACUCAUACUCAUAUUCAUACUUAUCCAUCCAAACCCUUCAAAAAACCAUAACAAUACAACUCCCAAAUCAGAUCUGAAAACUCACUUUAUCUUGAUAGGAGAGAGAGAAAUUGAGGAAUAUAUAUAGAAAAAAUUGCAAGUGCUUGAGGAAAGAGAGAGAGCAUUUUAGGAUAUUGUCCGAGAUCUUAGUGGAUGUUUAUGUAAAUCUCAUUUGUUUUUCCAUCUGUCGGAUUUUUUUCUUUUUCUUCCAAUUUUCAUCCAAUUCAUUUAUAUUAUUACAACUUGGCAAAGAAAAAAGAAGACGAAAAAAUUAGUGUUACAGUCAUGCCCGCCGGAAUUAUGACACCGGCGAGAAACAUGGGGUCGAUGAUUGGAAGAAAUGGGAAUAAUGAUGUUGCUGGAUUUUCCUCUCCUUCUGGACUUCCUUUUUCUCAGAUUGAAAAACCAUAAGCUCUUCUGCCUCUCUCCCUCUACUACGGAAUCUUAAAGAUCUGUAGAAAAAUGUUCCAGCCAAGCAUUAUGGAUGCUCACCUUCUCCCUCUAGACAUCCCUCAAAACACUUCGGAAAGCGAUCUUGCUCGAAUCAGAGAUGACGACUUCGACAGUGCUACUAAAUCCGGCAGCGAUAACAACCAUGAGCUCGUGUCCGGUGAUGACCAAGAUCCUCGUCCUAAAAAGAAGCGUUACCAUCGUCAUACUCAACAUCAGAUCCAAGAAAUGGAAGCGUUCUUCAAAGAGUGUCCUCACCCUGACGACAAACAAAGAAAGGAAUUAAGCAGGGAAUUAGGGUUAGAGCCUUUGCAAGUCAAAUUUUGGUUCCAAAACAAACGCACUCAAAUGAAGAAUCAACACGAGAGGCAUGAGAAUACUCAACUUCGAACAGAAAAUGAGAAGCUUAGAGCUGAUAACAUGAGAUAUAGAGAAGCCCUAAGCAAUGCUUCAUGCCCUAAUUGUGGUGGCCCUACUGCCAUUGGUGAAAUGUCUUUUGAUGAACAUCAUCUUAGACUCGAAAAUGCCCGUCUCCGCGAAGAGAUCGAUCGCAUAUCAGCAAUAGCUGCAAAAUACGUAGGGAAGCCAGUGGUGAACUACCCUCUACUUUCUCCAUCAGUCCCAUCUCGUCCACUAGAGUUAGGAAUGGCCAACUUCGGACCACAACCCGGCCUGGGAGGAGGAGACAUCUAUGGCUCCGCCAGCGACCUAAUCCGAUCCAUCAGUGCCCCAACGGAGGCCGAUAAACCAAUGAUCAUUGAGCUAGCCGUUGCAGCCAUGGAAGAACUAACUAGAAUGGCUCAAAUGGGUGAGCCAUUGUGGAUGACUACACUGGAUGGCUCCACCCAUAUGCUCAAUGAAGAUGAGUACUUAAGAACGUUUCCAAGAGGCAUUGGUCCUAAGCCUUCUGGGUUUAAAUGUGAAGCCUCUCGUGAAUCGGCUGUUGUCAUCAUGAACCACAUUAACCUAGUCGAGAUUCUCAUGGACGUGAAUCAAUGGUCGACUUUAUUUUCUGGAAUUGUGUCUAGAGCUAUGACACUUGAAGUUCUAUCAACUGGUGUUGCUGGAAAUUACAAUGGUGCUUUGCAAGUGAUGACGUCGGAAUUUCAAGUUCCAUCGCCACUAGUUCCGACUCGCGAAAGUUACUACGUUAGAUAUUGUAAGCAGCAUGGAGACGGGACGUGGGUGGUGGUGGAUGUUUCGUUGGAUGAUUUACGCCCUACACCUGGUGUUCGAUGUAGACGAAGACCUUCCGGUUGUUUGAUCCAAGAAAUGCCAAAUGGUUAUUCAAAGGUUACAUGGGUUGAGCAUGUAGAAGUGGAUGAUAGAGGAGUUCAUAAUCUUUACAAGCAACUAGUGAGCUCUGGCCAAGCUUUUGGGGCUAAACGCUGGGUUACAACUUUAGACCGCCAAUGUGAACGACUCGCCAGUGCCAUGGCCACUAACAUUCCUACUGGUGAUGUUGGAGUGAUAACGAAUCAAGAAGGGAGAAAGAGUAUGUUGAAGCUGGCUGAGAGAAUGGUGAUAAGCUUUUGUGCUGGAGUGAGCGCCUCCACAACUCACACAUGGACUACUUUGUCGGGUACUGGUGCGGACGAUGUUCGAGUCAUGACUAGAAAGAGCAUCGACGACCCGGGAAGACCUCAUGGUAUUGUCCUUAGUGCGGCAACUUCCUUCUGGCUUCCUGUUCCACCCAAGAGAAUCUUCGAUUUUCUUCGAGAUGAAAACUCUCGCAGUGAGUGGGACAUUCUUUCCAACGGCGGAGUAGUUCAAGAAAUGGCUCACAUUGCCAACGGCCGCGACACUGGCAACUGCGUUUCUCUCCUACGAGUAAACAGCGCAAAUUCAAGCCAAAGCAACAUGCUAAUCUUGCAAGAAAGCUGCACAGACCCAACAGCCUCAUUCGUGAUCUACGCACCAGUGGACGUAGUAGCAAUGAACCUCGUCCUAAAUGGUGGCGAUCCCGACUAUGUAGCACUACUCCCCUCAGGGUUUGCCAUUCUUCCGGAUGGCGGAGGCGGAGAGGGUGUUUCGGGAGGGUCGUUGUUGACAGUUGCAUUUCAAAUACUGGUGGAUUCAGUGCCAACCGCAAAACUGUCACUUGGGUCAGUUGCAACGGUAAACAAUCUGAUAGCUUGUACGGUGGAAAGGAUAAAAGCUUCAUUAUCAUGUGAGAAUGCAUAAGUAAAAGAGAAGAGAGGAAAAGUUUUUCAUUUUCUUUUUUUGUGGGGGGGGGGGGGGUUUAGUCUUUUAGGGCUUAUAUUAGAAGUAGUAAUGUGAAAGAAAAUGAGGGAAUUUUUGGCUGAUACAAAGUCUGAUUUUGGGGAGAAAGUCAAGAGCGCACCCUUGAAACCUUAAAAACAUUGAAAAAAGUAAAAAGAAGAUAUAAGGGGUUCGGGCAUUGACUUCCUCGAACAGAGUAAAAGCUGAAACAACAAAUGAAGAAGAAAGGAAUGGGCCAUCAUCAUUAGGGGGGAUAAAACCUUGUAUUUUACUUGCAUAUUAUUAUUAUUAUUAUUAUUAUAAUUACCUACUUUUCAUAUCA